Messenger RNA from Geodia barretti, 1388 nucleotides. The record is from the annotation of a GenBank genome assembly. Lineage: Eukaryota; Metazoa; Porifera; Demospongiae; Tetractinellida; Geodiidae.
AGGUGGGCGUGGCUCGUGGCUUUGAUAUGGCGAACAGACUGCUUCUAUCGAGGAUUCUAGCUGCAUUACUAGCUUUCUGGGUCCUCUUCCUGGAGAUAUGCUCGGCUGGAGAGCUGUUGGGUGCCUUUGUCAUGCCACACGGAGGUAUUGCUCUUGACCCCAGGUACUUCAACACGACUAAUUCCACAGCAAAAGCCGAGGCCUGGGCCUUGCACGAGGCGUGUCAGCAGGUUGGCAGAGAGAUAGCAGCGCUGGAACCUUCUGUGAUUCUACUCAGCACUCCACAUGGCGUUGCAGAUCUGAGCAACUUCCAGUUCUACCUGAACCCCAGAGGAUAUGGCUGGGCAGACACAGACAACUGUGACUGCCCUCCUUGCUGCUACAACGUCUCUGCGGAAAUUGAUGGACCUCUCUCCCUCAGAAUCAUUGAGUCUUUACUACAGAAAUGGCCUGGAGCUAAUGUAUCUGGCUUGGCGGCCUAUGGUCCUCCAGCCCAGGAAGAUGCUGAGCCUUUCCCUCUGCGAUGGGGAGAGGUCAUCCCUCUCCACUUCAUUCUACCACACUCUCCUCUCACCAGAGUGAUGGUUCUCUCUCAGCCAAGUAGGAGGUACAACGAUAGUGUUGCCAUGAUUCCAGAGCUGCUUCAGCUAGGUCAUGAUCUGCAGAGUUACAUCAAGAGCGAGACGACAGAGAGAGUGGUGGUGGUGAUCAGUGCAGAUCUAGCACACACUCACCUCAGCUCCGGACCCUACGGCUACUCCAAUGCCUCAGAACCCUUUGACCUGGCAGUAGGGGAGUGGGUAAAGGGAGUUAACGGGACAGCUCUACUGGAGACAGCGGCUGUUCUGGUGGACAGAGCUCUCUCCUGUGGCUACACCGGACUUGUCAUGCUCCAUGGUGUCCUACAGGCUGUAGGUCUAAGUUCCUGGGUGCCCAGACUAUAUGCCAACUACCACCCCAGCUACUAUGGAAUGAUGGUCGCGUCUUUCCUUCCAAAAUAACAGCUAUCAAUUCUCAACUCUCAACUUCUUCCUCCAGUGUUUGUCAUGUAAUAUUGCAGUGACAAAAUAAUCAUGUGCGUAUAAAGACAUUUUCAUUGCCGGCUAAACUGAGAAUAGAGAAGUCCCAUGGACGAUAUCGCAUCGCCCAGUCCCACUGUCUUUGAUGGAGCUCUGCAGACCAGCACCGGAGUAAAGACAUACGCCACUCCGCCCCUCUCCCAUGACACUACCCCAGACUCCGGAGUAAGACUAACAAAAUGCUGCGACAUUACUCCGUCUGUCACGGAGAGAGUAAAAUCCAGCGGAACUUGAAGUUCGAAUUUUCCUGCCUCGAAAUGCUCCACGUCGCAGGCCUGGAGUCCGGCAAUUCGUGCUCCAGCCAGCACU